Messenger RNA from Puntigrus tetrazona (Sumatra barb), 3500 nucleotides. RefSeq names its product protogenin homolog a (Gallus gallus) (gene prtga). Bases 1 to 3450 code for a protein of 1149 amino acids. Gene Ontology annotation, molecular function: protein binding. Gene Ontology annotation, cellular component: axon; plasma membrane. The record is from RefSeq and is a predicted model, not a curated record. The transcript is spliced from 19 exons. Lineage: Eukaryota; Metazoa; Chordata; Actinopteri; Cypriniformes; Cyprinidae. Gene Ontology annotation, biological process: cell-cell adhesion; axon guidance.
AUGAAUAAGAGGAUUACAGCGAGUGCGACGGGUUUCAGCGAGCUGUUUUUCAUAAAGGAGCCCCACGACGUGAGCGCUCUGAGGAGGGACGCUGUGGUUCUGGCCUGUCAGGCCCACGGCGAGGCUCCCAUCGGCAUCCGGUGGCUGAAGAACGGGGCCGCUCUCGCAGAGUCGGAGCGCCUUUACCUGCUCGCCAACGGCUCUCUGUUCAUCUCAGAGGUGGAAAGUCGUAAAGACAAAUCAGAUGAAGGGUUCUACCAGUGCCUUGCCCAGAACAAAUAUGGAUCUAUCCUCAGCCAGAGAGCCCGCUUGACUAUCUCGAGUUUAUCCUCCUUCACUCAGCAGCCGGCAUCAAUCACGGUUAUGGAGGGAUCAGUCGCACGAUUCGUCUGUAAGAUCACAGCCACGCCCCCACCAAUCAUCACCUGGGAGUUCAACAGAGUCACUUUACCACUGGCCACUGAAAGAAUCACAGUGCUGCCCGGCGGAGUCUUACAGAUUCAGGGAGUGGAAGCGGCUGACGCUGGGAGUUAUCGCUGUGUGGCGACUAAUAUGGCCAGCCGCCGCAAGAGCUCCGAGGCCGAGCUAACCGUGACCGCAGCUCCAUCUCCCAGAGUUCCCCAAAGGCCUCGUAUCAUCGCCGGUCCGCAGAACCUGACCGUGCCGGUUCACAGCACAGCUCUCCUGGAGUGCAUGGCCACCGGAAAUCCUCGCCCGCUGAUCUCGUGGAGCCGCGCCGACCACAAAUCCAUCGACGUGCACAAAACGAAGGUUCUGGGCAAUGGGAACCUGCUCAUAUCUGACGUGAAACCCCAGCACGCCGGGAUCUACUUUUGCCGCGCAACUACUCCAGGAACCAGAAACUACACGAUUGCAGCUGCUAACAUAACUGUGCUAGCGCCUCCGUCUCUUGUGGAGUGGCCGGAAAGCGUGACCCGACCGAGGGCCGGCACCGCCCGCUUCGUAUGUACGGCCGAGGGAUUCCCAGCACCUCAGAUCACAUGGCUGAAGAACGGUGAACCCGUUCACUCGAAUGGACGCGUCAAGAUGUAUAACAGUAAGCUGGUGAUUAACCAGAUCAUUCCAGAAGAUGAUGGCAUAUACCAGUGUCAGGCGGAGAACGAGCAGGGCUCGGUUCUGGCCAUGGCUCGUUUGAUAGUAGUGAUGUCGGACAACCGGCCGAGCGCUCCCAGAAACGUCCGAGCGGACACUGUGUCCAGCUCAGCCAUCCUGCUGGCCUGGGAGAGACCCAUGUACAACUCAGACAAAGUCAUCGCCUACUCGGUGCACUACAUGAAGGCAGAAGGUCUAAAUAACGAAGAGUACCAGAUUGUUAUCGGUAACGAUACCACCCGCUACAUCAUUGAUGACCUGGAGGCCGGGCGAAACUACACCUUUUACAUCGUAGCGUACAUGCCGAUGGGUGCUAGCCGCAUGUCUGACCACGUCAUACAGCGCACAUUCGAGGACGUUCCUCUGCGUGCUCCUGAGUUGAGCCUCACCAGCCGCAGUCCCUCUGAUAUCCAGGUUUCGUGGCAGCCUCUGUCUCAUAAGCUGAGUCGCGGCCGUGUGUCUGGGUACCGCCUCUCGUACAGGACCAGCACAGACGGAGCAGUGACGCAGCUGGAGCUCUCUGGACACAAAACCCAUCAUCUCCUGGAGAGUCUUCUGCCCGACACCACCUACCUGCUCCGCAUCGCUGCAGCCACCAGCAUUGGGUGGGGAGAACCUUCAGCCUGGACGUCCCACAGGACACCGAAGGCUUCCAGCACUAAAGUGCCCCUGGCCCCAGAGCUGCAGCUGGAGUCUCUGAACUGCACGACUGUGGUUUUGCGUUGGCAUCUUCCGGCGGGCGGCGCCACUGGACUGCAAGGCUACAAACUUUCCUACCAUGAAGAGAGUGAGCCAGAAGGACCGGCGACCCAGAUCCCCCCUCAUCAGCGCCAGCACACCAUCGGAGGCCUAGAUCCAAGAAAGAAGUACCACGUCAAGCUCUUGGCCUACAGUUUCAUGGGUGAAGGAUACCAGGCAGAUCAGACCAUCAGCACCCCGGGAUGUGUUUCGGUCCGUGAUCGUCUGGUCCCGCCCCCUCCGCCGCCGCAUCACGUUUACGCCCGCAGUAACUCCUCCUCCUCUGUGUUCCUGCAUUGGGCCCGACCCGCUUUCAGCGGCGCACAGACGGUCAACUACACGGUGCGCUGUAACCCUGUGGGACUCCAGAACGCCUCGCUGGUGCUGUACCUGCAGACCGCGGCCCAGAGCCUGAUGGUCACAGAUUUGGACUCAAACACAGAUUAUGAGUUUGCUGUCCGUCUUCACGUGGAUCAGCUGUCCAGUCCCUGGAGUCCUGUGGUUUACCAGACCACACUACCUGAAGCUCCCGCUCAGGCUCCCGUCGGAGUGAAAGUCACUCUGAUCGAAGGAGACACGGCGCUGGUGUCAUGGAAACCGCCGGACGAGCUCAACGUCGCCGUGACUCGUUACACCAUCCUGUACGCAUCACGCAGAGCCUGGGCCGCCGGAGAGUGGCAGAUCCUGCAGAGAGAAGGGAGCGUCACGAUGGCCCUGCUGGAGAAUCUCCAGUCUGGUCAGGUGUACCUGGUGAAGGUCUCGGCGUCCAAUCAGAUGGGAGACGGGCCGUUCUCCUCGGCGGUAGAACUGACCGUGCACACAGAUGGCCACGCCCCCAGAAAACACGUCUCCGCCCACGGCACGGCGUCUUCCGAUGGUUUCUAUCACCUGGAUCAGAGGUCAAUGACGGGGAUAGUGGUGGGCGUGAGCAUCGCUUUAGCCUGUAUUAUCAUCUGCAUCCUCAUACUGGCCUGCAGGAGCAAAAGCAGGCAAUCCUCCACGACCAAAUCCACCAGACAAGCAGGAGGGCAGACUCCGCCCACCGCUGUCCGUCUGGCCAAUCAGAGUCAAGCGGAGAGCGUGGAGGUGAUGAUGCCCAUGAUGAGGGAUCAUUUCAUCGAUGCAAAGGGCGGAACCAAUCUGAUCAUUAACAGCUUUGGACCAGUGAAGCCCGGCAUUAAGAAGAAAAGAAAGAGAUGGAACUUCUUUAAGAGGGAUAGCAAGGAUGUGAAGAGGGUCUCCAGUCCAUCUUACUCCUAUCAUCACGGCACGACCUUGCUGUGUUACACAGAAACCUCUCCUCAGCACCCGCCGUCCUCGCUGCAGGGCCUGUUCGGGCCCCCGGGGGCCGACAGCGAGGGCUCUCAUUCCAGCGAGGGCAGCCACGAGACGGGCGACUCGGGACGCUACUCUCACGACGACACCGAGGCGACGAACCUGUCCCUGGGCGCCGGCAGCCGCUCGGCGUCGCUGCGGGGCGAGGAGAGCGAAGCGUCGGACGAAACGCCCGUCCGCGAGGUUACAGAGAAAGAGCCGCGGCGCCACGCGACUCCACCGACGGACGACACUCUUCAGGAACAGGAAAUGAUGAAGCGUUAGCAAAAAACACUCGCGCUCUCUGGUGCCCCCUUGUGUUUAAACGGACUACU